Bubalus bubalis (water buffalo) is the source of this 6550-nucleotide messenger RNA. RefSeq lists its product as uncharacterized. The transcript has 3 exons. NCBI's taxonomy places the organism in Eukaryota, Metazoa, Chordata, Mammalia, Artiodactyla, Bovidae. Bases 45 to 803 code for a protein of 252 amino acids. The record is from RefSeq and is a predicted model, not a curated record.
CCCAAGUUGACGGCGUCGACUCUGCAGGAAUCUGGGCCGAAGGCAUGCACUGGAGGCCCCCGAAUGCUGCCAGGGAGACCGGUCCCGCGAGGCCUCAAGGAGCUGGUGCCCGCCGCCGACGCCGCUGCCAAGGCUGCGUCCAAGUUGGGCGGGGAAUGGCCUGUACGGGCCGUCGGGAGGAGGGACGGAAAAUGAGCGCGGCGGAAACCCGCUGCCGCUGGAGCUGUGCGCGCCCCCGGCGGCGGCCGCGCGGCUCCUACCUGUGGCGUGAGGGCGGCCUCAGGAACCUGCGCGGUGGCGGCGGAUUCUCGGGGCUCCGGCGCAGCUGGCACCGCUGGAGGCAGGGGAGCAGGGAAGAGGCAGGGCCAGAGUGGGGACCGCGCCGUCGCCCGGAACUCCGCGCCGGGAUUCGCGCUGGCCUAACAGGGGUGGGGCGAGGCGGUGCCCGGCAAGUGAGAGGAGAAUCCCAGGGACGGCGGGACCGCGGAGCCUGGUGGACUGCCGCCUCAGGGGUCGCACAGAGUCAGACGCGACUGAAGCGACUUAGCAGCAGCAGCAGCAGCAUCCUCAUUACACAAUUGCCGCCUUCUGCCAAAGCCAAAGGAAGCUAUCGUCUUCAUGGACCCCAGACUGUUAAUAACGAUGGCCUCUUUAAAAAGGCCUGCACUGACUGCCAUCUGGAGACUAGCCUGCACGGGGAUGAGGGAAGAAGCAUGAAGAUCAAGCAACAGUCCAAGGAAAGAGAGCACGGAGUGAGAGUCAUGGAGGUGUUGGAAGGGGUCAGAUUCUGCACCUUAGUAUAGACAGGAAAGGAACCAGUAUUCAGGAAAAUCAACGGUUCAGGAGGUGCCUUCUUCAUCAAGGACAUUCGUUAUUUCUUGACCAUAUUGACUUUCUUGGGAAAUGAAUUAGUGACAGCAUCAGUGGAGCCCAAUUAGUAGCAUUACUGCUGCAUUUUUCAUGUUCAUUUUUAAAAAUUGUAUUAGAAUAUAGUUGAUUUACAAUAUUAUGUUAAUAUCAGGUGUACUGCAAAGUGAUUCAGAUAUAUACAUUCAUAUAUUCAUUCUUUUUCAGAUUCUUUGUCCAUGUAAGUUAUUACAGAAUAUUGAGUAGAGUUCCCUGAAGAUUUUUUAAUCUUCACCUCAGCAAAUUCUCUGUUUAUGAAAUAUAAAUUUGAGUUAUUGUACUUUUGCCCUGUAGAACUCAGUUCUACCAUCUCUAGACCAAUCCCUACACCAUACAUAUUCUCAUUUCAAAAUUAAAAACAAGUUUUUCCCCAUCAAGUUUGACUCAGUUCAGUUCAGUUCAGUUCAGUCGCUCAAUCGUGUCCUACUCUUUGCAACCCCAUGAAUCACAGCACGCCAGGCCUCCCUGUCCAUCACCAACUCCCGGAGUUCACCCAGACUCAUGUCCAUCGAGUCAGUGAUGCAAAAAUACAACCAAUUUAGCUUUUUACAUCAUAACUUCUGUGCCGGUUAAAAUCAGAUAUUAUACCUAUAGUUUCAAAAGCAUGUAGCUUCAGAUUCUAUUACACAUUAGUAUUCUUUGCGUUUUCCAAGUAAAAUGUUUCUACAAAUGUUUGUUAGGUUUUACACUUUCUUAGUUCAGUUUACAUUUAGAAAGCUAUGCUUGUUAUACCAGCAAAUGUUUUUAUUUAGAAUAAAAGAAUAGAAAUAGAAGGAUAUUAUGAAAGUUUUCUUUAAUGAUAGUAGAAUGGCAUAACUCCCUAGGAAGGGAGCCAUUUGGAUCCCUGCUUGUGUGCCUUCUAAUCUUGUAGAACAUUCAGAAAAUUAUGAAAGUGUUUUCUUGGCAAGAAGUUGCUAACAGCUAAGGGGUUUGGAAAGCAUUAUUAUUUGCCUGCAUCACUUUUCAUUUUCAGUAGAAAUGUAAUCACAUAGACACUCACACUAAAUCCUUGCUGAUGUAGGUUUUCACACUUGUAUAACUCAUCACACUGAAGGUGCAUUUUCAAAUUCAUGCCUUAGUCUAGUCUGUAAGCCAGUCAAGACUCCCCACCCUCACACCCAGAUAUAGCAGAAGCAUCUCUCAGAACCUUUCAGCUUCAGUUGAGCUCUGUUUCAAGGAGGCAGAACCCUCUGCAAGAACAAAGUGAAACAAAAAGAAAAAAUAUAUAUUUUACACACACACACAUGCAUAUAUUAUUUCUUUAGUGGGGCAAUCUAUUUGACUUACAUACUCACUUUGAAUUAUAGACCCUCUGCCCAAAGAUGUGCACUUUCUCCACUAUCCUUUCAACAGCAAAAAUUCAGGAAACAAAUUUCAGAAUUAUCUAUCCUUAACAUUAAAAUACAAUGAAAAAAAAAACCCUGCAUAUCAUCAAAAAUACUUUGUUAUUCUUUACUCAUCUUAUUUUCACACUGCACAUGUCCACAAGCUCUGAAACCCUUAGAGGACCAGGUGAAUUUAGAAUAUUCUGAAUUUUAUGAAUUUUCAAAAAUUCAUAUAGCACAUAUUAUAUAAUACCCCCAGAGAGGCUUGGGGCAGCACCCCAUAAUUAAAUACCCUCAUAUUUCCACAACAAAAGGCAUGAAUAGGCACACUGCAUCGAAAAGUAAAAACUGUAAACAGCAUUGAAUCAAUUCAGGUCAGAUUUUCCCACCACAUGAGUUAGGAACAAAACUUGGUUUUGAGAACUUUUUGGAUUUUAGAAUUUUGUAUAGGGCAUCAAAGACUUGGAUUAAAACAGAACAGAGCAGACCCUGGAGACCAGGAAGAAUACUUUAGAACUCUUUCCCUGCCCCUUCCCAUAUCAUUCAAUAUCUUAAAGAACAAUAUAUAUUUUUUCCAACUAAUCAGCUGUGUUGCAUUUUUAUAUUUUUAACAAUUGUUUUUAUCAAGUAGAUUCAAAACCCAUUUGAAAGUUAUUUGAGGGAAGAUUUUUUAAAUUGAAUUAUAAAUGUCUAUUUCCAAGCUUUUUAAGAUGAGCAGAGGUAAGAAUUUUUAUGGUUGAUCCACAUUUUCUAAAGUCAAUCAGUUAAGAAGGAAGUACUUCCAAAGGUCGGCUGUCAUGCCCUUCACCAUGGCCCAAGUUGCCUUGAAAGAAACUUUUCAAGAUUAAAGUGAUACUUUUAUCUUGAAGAAGCAGUAUUAAUUUAAAAUUCUGAUCUACUAUCACAGAAUUGAUAAACACUUGUUAUCAUAGAAAAGACAGAGGGUGGAACACUAAUGCUGUCAGAAAACAAAAUGUGUCAUUCCUUUAAACUUGACAGUUCUGAAAUGUUCUCAGCCAUGAUAAAACCAAUAAAACACCAACCUUCUUUGUGAUACAAAAUGUUUACAUCAUUACUCAUCAUCCCUACCAAGAACAAUGAAUAGUUUCUAUAGUUUCAAGGUCUGAUUUUUAUACCAUUAUCUAUAUCAGUGACAUCUUGUAGCAAUUUGUACACUUAUAGCUUCACUUUCUUUGCUGCAUGAACUUCUGGCCUCUGAAAGAUGCAAAGAAUAAAUUUAAAGCUAUCUCUGCAUUUUUAGCCCAGAAUCCAAAUUUUAUUCAAGUCAAAGCAACUCUUCCAUCAGUGGUUACAUUGUCACAAUUUUUCCAUAAGACAUUGUUUUUCUUAUGGAAUUCAUGUAUGCUUAGAAUAUAUUUUGUCCUUCAGUAGCUUUCAGCUUCCUCAAAGCAACACAUCCUUUUUAUUGUUGUAACAAUAUUGUACAUUAUUACAAUGUAUCUAACAAUCAGAUUUAUUGUAACAUCCUUUUUAUUAUCUUGCAAUGGAAUUGAUUCAUAAUUUCACAAAAUACAAAUAUGUACUGACAAUAAAGGAGAAAUAAGAGAAAAUACAUGAUAAAAAGAAGAAUAGCUUUCAAUCUGUAAAAUUCUCAAACAAACCACACUGGAAGGGCAUAAAAGGGAUAGAUGCUUUUAUUCCCUAUAAUCAAUACAGGUUUUUUAAAGACAAAUUUUGAUCUAAGUAUUCUCAAAUUUCAACAUGCAUGUAAGUCACCUGUGGCUUGUGUUAAACUGUAGAUUCUGAUUUCAUGUGUCUGGAGUGGGCAGUUCUAGCAAGACUGAUUCUCUUGCUGCUGGCCUGCUUAAAGCUGGACAACUAGUAGAGAGAGUUAACACAUUUUUUUAUAUUGGUAUUUGAAUACAACAGUUAAAUUGUCAGCUGAUAAAGGUGUUGCCAUGAGUGACUUGAUAUUUUCAAACAGCUUCAAAUCAAUUCAGGACAGAUUUUGUUAUCAAGUGAGUUAUGAACUAUCUAUUCGUGAUUGUUGAAUGAACAAGAGUUGUUUAUGAACAACUUUUAGCUAAGUCCAAGUAACAAUUUCCUCUCAAUUUGCACACUAGUCACAUUCACCAGAAACGCAGUCUAUGUGAAAAGUAUGCAAGGAGUAUUUUGAAUUAAUGUGUAAAACAGAGUUAGGUUCUAGACUCAGAUUUUUCACUUAUGUGAAUGUCCAGUAAGACCUUCAGAGGUUGUGUGGGAUCAAGGACAAUCAUUCAUUGUACGAGACAGUUCCACAAAUAGCAGACCUCUAGCAUCCCUGGCCUCCACUCACUAAAUGUCAUUCAGUAGCCCCCAGUCACUGUGUUCAUCAAAAUGCACCCCAUUUCCAAAAUGUUCCAAUAGGACAGUAUGACCUCUGCUGAUUGCCAGUGCUUAAGUGAAACGCAAGAACUACUUAGAACUAAUACAAUAUUAUAAAGUUAAAAAAAAAAAAACAAAAACACCAGAAUCCAGCAUACACCCAGACACUGCAGAAACAUUCAUUCUUUCCUCCAGCUGCAUAGUAAAGCUCCCAUGCUCAGAAACUUGUUCUAACGGUUGUUUUUUAAAUUUUUGCACAAUGUGAUUCAUGCAUUUUUCAUGAUUAUUUACUGGUGUGUGGAUGCCAUACUGUUUCCUUCAGAUUAUUUUAAGUAUUUUUACUGGAAGAAAAGCUUGAGGAAGGAUAUCUGUGUCAACCAAAAUAUUUUAUUAAACUUAAUUUCCUUCUUAUUUUAAAAAAUAAGAAUAGUAAAAAAAUUUAAUAUUUCUCCUCCACUCUUUAGAGAAUUGUAGGAGCAGUUAUUUCCUCUGAGGUAUUCAAUUUAAUGUUUGAGCUUAGAAAUUCUGAUUUGCAGGAACUAACCAGAAAGAAAUCCAAUCAAAGUGUAUCUUACAUUAUUCUGUUGGUUGAUCACUACAAAAUAAUUUCUACAGACUUGAACACUAUGAAAAUAGAUUGAUUAAUAUAUAACAUAUACAAACCAAGGAAUCUUUUCUCAUAACUUUAUGAAUUCAGAACUUAAAAAAAAUUCUAUUAGGCUAGCACUUUAGAAAGGUUGACUUUUAUAAUGAAUAUGGAAACACAGUUGAAGUUUGAUAGUUGUAAAUGAGAAAUGUAUUACUUUUUUUUUUCUCCCUCUUUGGGUUUUGCUUUCAUAUAAUUUAUCUAACUAUAUACCAGUUACAAGCAUAUGAAUAGCAAGCAAUGCAAUUUUAUAGUUUUACACAAAUUACAUGUAUGUCACUAAAAUUUUGUGUACAAAUAUUGAAGACAGAAUGAAUGAGUUAAAAUCCAUUCAAGGAAAGAGGGGAAAAGAAAGGCUGAAUCUUGGAUUCUCUAAAUUGAGAAAUUGUACACUUGUGGGAAAUAUAUGAGCAAAAAAGAAGGGGAUGUAACUAAAAAGAGAGUAGACUUUUAAAGUGACAGUUGUUUUAGGAAUAAAGUGUAAAUUACCUGGCUAGACAGAGGCUGUGUAAUGUCUUCCUGUCACAGAUGGUGAAACUGUGGCUCAUGAGCAAGACAGAAUGGCAACAUCACUGCAGUUCUCCUUUUGAUAAAAGGACACCAGUGUUCUGUGUCACUUGUGGACCACAGUUCUGUCAUCUAUGACAAGAAAACAAAUGCUUGAUUUGCCUUCCUCACAAUUUCUUUGCAAUUAAAAAAAAAAAAUGCUACUCAGGAUUUAAUUUUGACCCACAAGAAAGAACUGGCUGGCAAUUUAAGAAUGAGGAAAAUCUUGGCAGAAGAUGUCUAGUGUCUAUUAAUUUCAGUUUUUCAAAUUAUGAUAAAAUGCAUAUUACAUCAAAUGUAUCAUCUUAACUAUUUUAAUGUGCACUUCAGUGAUAUUAAAUACAAUCAUGUCAUUGUGCAACCUCACCACCAUACAUCCAAAUAACUCUUUUCAUCUUGCAAAACUGAAAAUCUAGACCUAUUAAACAAUAGCUCUCCUUUCUUUCCUUUCCUCAGCCCCUGACAAUCAUCAUUCCAUUUUCCAAUUUUGUGAUUUUUUGAUUGCUCUAAGUAUUUGAUAUAAGUGGAAUAACAGCAUUUUGUCUUUUAGUGUCUGGCUUAUUUCAGAUAGCAUAAUGUUCUUUAAGUUCAUCCAUAUUGUAACAUAUUGCAGAAUUACCUUCCUAUUUAAUAAAUAACUAAUGAGAAACAAUUGUAUAACAUAGGGAAAUCUAUUCAAUGCUUUGUGGUGACAGAAGAUUGAGGAAGAAAAUCCAAAGAAGAAGGGAUAAAUCAAAAUAUGUGACUGAUUCACCUAGCUGCACAGCAGAAACUAAUACAACAUUGUAAAGCAAUAUCCUCC